AUGUCCAAAAUACGAGUUGAAAACGGGGAAACAUGUUCACGUGACCUCGUAUCCUUCACUGUGCCUGUUUGCCCAGGUGCUCAGAGUCCAGCCACAAAUCCCAGGAAUAUCUUAUAUUUGCAAUCCCAUUUUUACGCUUCCACACACAUAACCAUCCAUCCAUCCCAACCUACAUACAAGAUCAUUAACAAAAGCCAUUCCAUAAAAUAUUCAAGAGACUCUCCCUCCCUCGCAUCCCCUCGCCACCUCCCAGAUCAAGGUAUAAAGUAUUUCAAAGCACUGGCCCCGCCCCAGAAUCAUCAACAUAAGUCACCGCCUGCCAUCCACGUUCGCAUUUCGUUCCCGAUCCCGUCGUCCCCCGACCGAGUUAAGAGCAAACCAGAUAGACAAAAAGAACCCCUAUUUAUACACAAAUAUAGCCCCAAUAUAAUGUUCCAUGAUGCGCUUGCUGAAAGCUCCAGCGAAAGGACAGAGUGA
Lindgomyces ingoldianus is the source of this 477-nucleotide messenger RNA. RefSeq lists its product as uncharacterized. Bases 1 to 477 code for a protein of 158 amino acids. The transcript is spliced from 5 exons. NCBI's taxonomy places the organism in Eukaryota, Fungi, Ascomycota, Dothideomycetes, Pleosporales, Lindgomycetaceae. The record is from RefSeq and is a predicted model, not a curated record.